GAGGCUUCUAUUACUAUAAGUCCCAGUAGACAAAAAGCAUCUGAUUGUUCACAACUUAUAUUUGAUUCCUUGAUUUUUUCAUUCUCAGUGACAUGGAUGAGAUUUACAGCAGGAUGCCGUCAAUAUCAAUCUUCUUACUAACACUGGCAGUAACAUCAGUGAUAGCUAAUAGAGUUAAACCACCAGAACCUGCUCACAAGGGACAAUUCUCUGAUGCAGAUGAGAUGAAGAAAAUCGCAACAAAAGUUUCAUCAUGGUCACCAAAUGAUGAAGUAAAUGUCUGGGAGAUGAGUGGCCUAUUUGAAGGUGACAUAAUGAUGUCUGAAGACAAUAACAUAAAAAAUAUUAUUCUGGAUGAAGAUAAAUACUGGCCCGGUGGAGUUCUUCCCUAUUACAUAGUUGAAGAAGACUUCUCUGAAGAAGAAGUUGAAAUCAUUCGCAAAGCCAUCAAAGAUUAUAAGAAAAAGACCUGUGUAUCAAUUCGACCAUACAGAAAGGGUGAUGAAGACUUUGUCAUGGUACAAGGGAACAACACUGGCUGCUGGUCAUAUGUGGGAAGAAAAAAUGGUGGCCAGGUACUUAAUCUGCAGACUCCUGGAUGUGUUCAUCAUGGGAUUGUUAUUCAUGAGUUUUUGCAUGCUCUAGGAUUCUACCACCAACAGAGUGCUCAUGACCGUGAUGAUUAUGUCAAGAUACUUUGGGAAAAUAUCAAAGAAGGCAAAGAAGGCAACUUUCGGAAAUAUAAUGAGACACUUGUAACAGAUUAUGGAAUUGGUUAUGACUAUGGAAGCAUUAUGCACUACAGCAAAAAAGCAUUUUCAAAAAAUGGAGAACCUACAAUAGUACCAUUAGAGGAAGACGCUGUAAUUGGUCAACGGGAUGGACUCAGUGAAAAGGACAUUAAAAAGAUUAAAAAGACAUACAAAUGCAAUGAAAAAGAUUCUCUCUUCAGUAUUUUUUCAUUUGAAUAGAUCUAAUAGCUAUGAAUAAAAUUCUAUCAUUUAAAAGAAGUUGUAUUCAUUUUAGAACACACUAAAACAUUUGAUGAAUCUAAAGUGACAAUUGAAAAUUUGUGCCAGAUUGAGACUCAAAUGAUGAUUUUCUGUAUAUUAUGACCAAUGACCUAAACAAUUAUGCUAUAUGAGUAUAUCUCCACAUCCAAGUAAAACUUCCAUUGUCACUGUCAAAGAUAAGCAGUAAAUCAAAUUUCAAAUCCCAAUCCAGACCAAAUUUUCACUUGUCAUUAUAGGUUUACUAUGAUGAAUGUACAGCACAUUGAUGUGUUUGAGCUUUGGUGCUGGCAUAGGAUGCUACGCAUAAAAUUGACUGAAAGAGGAACAAAUGAAUCCAUUAUUGAACAACUCAGUAUCUCCAGACGCCUUUCUUCUUGAGUCAC
Schistocerca gregaria is the source of this 1396-nucleotide messenger RNA. RefSeq names its product zinc metalloproteinase nas-14-like. Bases 93 to 971 code for a protein of 292 amino acids. Lineage: Eukaryota; Metazoa; Arthropoda; Insecta; Orthoptera; Acrididae. The record is from RefSeq and is a predicted model, not a curated record. Gene Ontology annotation, biological process: proteolysis. The transcript is spliced from 6 exons. Gene Ontology annotation, molecular function: zinc ion binding; metalloendopeptidase activity.